AUGUCGGAAGAACUUUUUAGCGAGUUAUAUGCGGAUGUUUUGUCGGAUUGUCCGAGUGAUUUCGAGUUCAGUGAUGAUUCAGACAUUAGACCAUCAAAACAACAAAGAAGAAUUCUUUCCGAUAGUGAAGCAGAUAGUGAUGAAGAGUGGAAUGAUAUUGAUAUUGUUCCUUCUUUGGAAGAUUAUUCGAGAAAUUCGAGAGUACCGAACUUCGAAUGUGAUCCACCAAGCAUCGUUGAUGUAAUCGAUUCGUUUUUUGAUGAAGAAUUUUUCAAUUUAGUUGUUUCUCAAACAAAUCUAUAUCGCACCCAAAUGAAAGAUUUGCAUAAAAAUUCAGCCAAAACUUUACAGUGGAAGGAAGUAACAACGAACGAUAUGAAAAAGUUUCUUGGAUUGUUGGUAUUGAUGGGACAAACGAAAAACACUUGCUGGAGAGAUUAUUGGUCGACUGACCCUUUGGUGGAAAUACCAAUAUUCCCUAAAACAAUGAGCAGGAUGAGGUUUGAACAGAUCUUCACAUUUUUCCACCUCAGUGAUAACGUUGAAAAUGUACUUAGUACAGAUAGGCUUUAUAAAAUUAGACCUCUCUUAGACUACGCUAUUUCCAAAAGUCAAUCGAUGUAUGUACCGAAGCAGCAAUUAUCAUUAGACGAAGCAAUGAUACCAUGGAGAGGACGUCUAAAAUUCAAAACAUAUAAUCCUGCAAAAAUUACAAAAUACGGAAUUUUAGUGAGAAUGGUUUGUGAAAGUGAGUCAGGGUACAUUUGCAACUUUGAAGUUUAUUCUGGUGUUGGGAAAAAACUUGAAGAAACAAUAUUGUCAAUUUUGCAACCGUAUUUUGGAUUUAAUCAUCACGUGUAUCAAGAAAUUUAUUACAACAACGUUUCAACAGCUAGUAUUUUACUUGAAAAUAAAAUACGUGAUAGUGUAGUUAGUCAAGGACCAAAAGAAACGGGUCAAGUUCUUGAAAUUGAAGCCCUUUAUUUAAUAUAUAUAUCAGAUUUAGGAUCAAGUUGUCAAGGAAAGGGUUUAAAAUGA
Messenger RNA from Argiope bruennichi, 1038 nucleotides. Its product is annotated as piggyBac transposable element-derived protein 4-like. Bases 1 to 1038 code for a protein of 345 amino acids. Lineage: Eukaryota; Metazoa; Arthropoda; Arachnida; Araneae; Araneidae. The transcript is spliced from 2 exons. The record is from RefSeq and is a predicted model, not a curated record.